This is a messenger RNA of Onychostoma macrolepis, 2618 nucleotides long. It is a transcript of the gene zpax4, whose product is annotated as zona pellucida protein AX 4. Lineage: Eukaryota; Metazoa; Chordata; Actinopteri; Cypriniformes; Cyprinidae. The coding region runs from base 136 to 2541 and encodes 801 amino acids. The record is from RefSeq and is a predicted model, not a curated record. The transcript is spliced from 19 exons.
AAGUCAAUCAACAUUACACAUUUAAAAUAUAGCGGUCAGACCUAUGUUGUCAUUCUUAUAUGUGUUUUAAUGCUAAUGUAGGUUUGGUAGUGUUUUAGGCUACCACACAACGGCUGCUUUAGUUAAUCAGUGGCUAUGGCUUUUGGAUUUGUUUCAGGAGGGCUGCUUCUCCUGUGUGCAGUAACUUGUGCUCUGCGUGACUCUAAAAAUACAUUGCAACAGUCCUCCAGACUACCACAAGUUCCCAUUGUGGUUGAAUGCAAGGCCCAUGCCCUGUUCAUCUCGGUAGACCUACCACCUUCUGGCAGUGAGCCUCGUUUUGAGGCCAUUGAUGCCACAGGUGCGUAUCCUGUCACAGAGAGCUAUGGGGCUCAGUGUGGUUACACUUACUCUGCCCAUCCUUUGGUGGGUCUUGUUCAUCUCAGAGCUUCGUACUUCUCAUGUCACACGGGAAAUCAGAAUGAUGAGGUCUUCACCUUCAUGUUUGGGUUGUUCAUUAUGUAUGAGAGUGGCAAAGAAUUGUUUUUCAAUGUCUCCAAGACUUGCUCUGUUCCUCCUUUCCCUCCAAGGGUGGUUACUUGUGAGGAGAACUACAUGGAGGUGUCUGUGAGAACUGAUCUACCUUCUCCUACAGCUGGCAGUAUUAAAGAAGGCUUCUCUGCAGCUUCAGCUGUGGCCCAAAGUUCAGCUGUUGAGGCCUGGCAGGUGAUGCUACAACAAGAGGGCCAGCAGUCUGAGGUCAUGUCAGCUGAAGAUGCUGCUACUCUGGGCUACUUCAUAAUGGUCACCCCUGGCAGACUUGUGUUUCGAACAACCUUUGGACAACGUCAUGCUUCUGUAAAAAUGGUCAAUGGUGUUGCGGUUGAAGUGAUCCAAGCCACAGUGUUUUUCAGACAGAACUGGAUGGUGGUCAUGGUGGACCUGGUUGCUGCCUGUUCACUGGAUGAAGGCACUUUUGAUGGCUACAGACUUCACUGGAGGACCCCUGCAGUAAUGACUCCUCUGGUUGUUGGACCCUCUGAACUGAGGAGCGAGUACAUAGGCAUGGGAGUUGAUGGUGAGGUUGUAGAUGAACAGGCCGCGACAGACCGAGGCUAUUCUGUGACAAUCGGUGAAGACACUGUGGACAGUAGCAUCCCCUUUGCUGCUGAGGGAGGAAUACGAAAGAGCUUUGUGACUGGAAAUGUGUAUAAUGAGCUGUACACAGUCCAGCUGACCUACCAGCAAAAGCUUGUAGACCAGAAUGGUGUGGUGACCAAGCAUAAUGCGGUCCGGCAGAUGGCUACUCCACCAAUUCCUCGUUCUCCCUUUUCAGUUAACCAAACAACCCUUGAGGAGCGAGUCUUCCAGGUCUACCUGGGUAAUAUUCCUUUUGAUGUGGAACUGGUGUCCGUGGAGCUGAAUGGGCAGGAGAUCUCUGUAUUGACUGCUGCAAAGAUGGGAUACUCCAUCACCAGAGUCCCAGAAGAAGAAAAUUCCUUUGCGUACAUCAUUAGGGUGCCAUUUGAUGACCGACUUGUUGUGAAGCAGUACCUUUCGGCUGGCUCUUUUGAGUACACUCUGGAUAUUAAAUGGACUUUGAACAUCAGGCCUCAGAUGGAGGCCUAUUACCACUUUUCUUCUGUGUCUGCUCUAAUCGCUGAUGCCUUACCUCCAGUGUUUGACGGCAUGUGUACUGACAAUGGCAUAAGCUUCAUGAGUGACCAUCAGCAGUAUGACUACUUGUGGGACAUUGCCAUUGGGUCUUACACUCUGACCCCACAGCUGGCAUCUGAGCGUGGCUACAUCCUGACCAAUGACAGCACCACAUUAAUAUUGGCUGUGCCUCUAUUUACCAUUGGAUACGUUUAUGAGGGUAUUACUCUGAAGCAGUUCUACGGCACUUUUGAACUUCUCACCAGAAGUGCUAAAACCCUGGAGAUUGAGCAGUCUUCAGCCAAACGCUGCCUUUUCCAAACCACUGAGCUUUUGGUAUGCUCUACUGAGGGUGUGAUGACUGUAGUGACAGACAUCACUAAAGCGGUACCUUCUGCUGAUCCUGCCAGAACCACACUGUUGGACAGAAGCUGCAGGCCCCAAGAAACUGAUGAGACCAGAGUCCUUUUCUCUUUUGGACUUAACACUUGUGGGACUAGAUUUCAUAUUGAUUGGCAGUAUGUGACCUAUGAAAAUGAGAUAACAUUUCAUGAGUUGUAUUCCACGGACAGCAGGCCAGUCAUCACAAGAGAUGCUGCAUACAGACCUUCUGACUUGUUAAUCAGAAUGACCAUAAGGUGCAUUUACCCAGUACGUGGCAUUGAAAGCCUUUUUGUGGACCGAAAGUUUAGAGCGGAGACACCUGGAAUUGGACAAAUCAAGGACCCUGUGAAGGUUCCUCCCCAAAUGCUUAAGCCCAUGCAACCACAGAAACGCACUGUUAUGAAGCCCUCUUUUCAGGGAUCUGCUGCAAGGAAACCAGCUGACUAUGCACGAGUGGGCCAGUGGAGCGAGCCCCUAGACAAAUAUGCCCAGUGGUCACUAGGUCCUAAUGGAGGCUUUUAGAUCGAUGUGAUUUUAAUCAACUUGAAUCUUAAGAGUUUGUCUUGUGCUGUGUAAAAUAAAAGUACUUUUUUCUUCAA